Seminavis robusta is the source of this 582-nucleotide messenger RNA. The record is from the annotation of a GenBank genome assembly. Lineage: Eukaryota; Bacillariophyta; Bacillariophyceae; Naviculales; Naviculaceae.
AUGGAUAUCUUGCAUCCAACAGAGGAAGCUCUCGCUUUCAAGGAAGUCACUACAAGCCAAAUGGUCAUUGAGGAUGCAGAGCAGAAGCUGGGCGAUUUCAACGUAACUCUGAAAUCUCUUUCCGUUGAAGCCAAGGAGCUCCAUGCUGCAGCAAGAGACUUGGUAAAGGAGGCUUUGUUCAACCAUGAAGAGGGCCACAAGAAGGUUACAAAGUCCGAAUGGACGGAUGAGCAAUACGAGCAGAGCCUGCAAAACUUGGCCGCGAGACAAAGCAAACCGUGGGAGACUUUGAAAACCAAGGCUGAAGAAAUGCGCGUCAAACUCGAGGGACCGUACAAGUUGGUGGUGGCAAGCAAGAACAGUUGCACCCGUGCGGCUCGUGGCUCAUGGUUGGGAUUUGCCACUUACGACCAAAAGGAACUUCGAAGGGUCUUGGAUCACAAGCUCAAGUUGGAAUUUGAGGACGCGGCCUUGGCCUAUGCGUCCCUAACAGAUUACCCCGAUGGGUUGUUGACUCAAGUGGAGCUUCUCUUCAAGAAGGCACAGGUUGUCUUGGGAACGGACAAAAGCGAGGCCAAGUAA